CAUAUAAUUGUUCAAUCAGUAGUCACACCAUUCAGACGCGAGCCACUCAUCCACUCUCUUCAUCCGUACGCCACAGCUCUCGCGGCCACACAUCUCAUGCAAUCCUUCCGAGUUGUCGAGACCUACGCCAUGAAGAAGUCCACCGAUUCCGCCAUUCUUCAGAAUCAAUGCAAACUCGCCGACGAUAUCACGCGACACCUCAACCAUCACAACACCGGUGAUAAACUCAAGAAAUCCGACUCUACAAAUGGCAUCAAUAGUAUAAAUAGCAUCCAUCAGACAAAUACCAGCGCUCAGGACUUGGCUGCGAUUAGGCGAUACAGGACUGCCUUCAGUAGAGACCAGUUGCAGCAGUUGGAGAAGGAGUUCGGCCGAGAAAACUAUGUCUCCCGACCCCGACGGUGCGAAUUGGCCGCCGCUCUCAACCUCCCAGAAAGCACUAUAAAGGUUUGGUUUCAAAACCGACGAAUGAAGGACAAGAGGCAGCGAAUGGCGCUGACCUGGCCCUACGCCGACCCCCACUUCGCCGCCUACAUGUUCGCAGCGGCGGCCACAGCGGCGGCCUAUGGUCACCAACCGGCCGGCUAUUGGAAUAGGAGUUCCACUCCUUACCAGAACUCUUCGUCGUAUAUGAUGAUGAGACCGCCGGCGCCCGCGGCUCCCGUAACGCAGCCGCCGUUCAUCGCCUCACCCGUGGGUCUGAUGUCAAGUCAUCCGUCGCGGACAGUGGAGUCCAUCUCGAGCACCAACUCGUGCUGUAACUCAAGUGUCUGUCGCGGAUGUAAUUCGCCUCCAAAUGUCAUCAACUCGUCGCUGACAUCACUGACUCGGACGACACACUCGCCUGAAAUGUCAUUAUCUAAGCCCCUGUUCCAGCCCUAUAAGAAUGAUAUACAAAAGUAA
Molecule: messenger RNA, 903 nt
Organism: Oppiella nova
Lineage: Eukaryota; Metazoa; Arthropoda; Arachnida; Sarcoptiformes; Oppiidae
Source: the annotation of a GenBank genome assembly